This is a messenger RNA of Xyrauchen texanus (razorback sucker), 1766 nucleotides long. Its product is annotated as HIRA-interacting protein 3-like. Lineage: Eukaryota; Metazoa; Chordata; Actinopteri; Cypriniformes; Catostomidae. Gene Ontology annotation, cellular component: nucleus. The record is from RefSeq and is a predicted model, not a curated record.
CAAAGAGAGCACGCCUAAGUAGGGUGGCGAACAUACUACGCAGUGCUGUUUACAAAUGUGUAAAACAUGGUCAAAGAAGAGGACGCGAUCCGAAAGUUCGUCGUGACACAACUUCAGCAGUGUUCGGACCUCAGUGCACUGACUUUGGGUAUUCUUCGAAGGAGAUAUUUGCAGCAAGUAGGGAGAGAGUCCCUUAACAUGAAGGAUAAUCAGUUUAUGAAGAAAAUCGUUGAAGAGGAACUUUUGAAAAUGCAGGUCAGCAGUGAUGACGAGCCUCUUGUUAAGUUUGUAGCUCCACCAAAAAUCCAGAGCAAAAGAAAAAGGGUGGAUGAUGAUGAUGAUGGGGAUGAAGGCUUAGAGAAUAAAUUGUUGGGAAGGACAAAGAGAUCACACCUCGACGAGACUUCUCCAGAUUCCCCCGACUCUGGAAUAGAGAAAAUGAAUGAGGCUGGACAAAAAGAGGAAGAAGCUGGAAGUGAUCAUACAGAUGAAGACAAUGAAGAGGAACAGGAGAAAAAGAGCACUAUGAAAAAAGUAACACAGCAGAAAAAGAAUAAGAGUGGGGGCAAGCAGAGCUCAAAAGGAAGGGACAACAAGAAGAAAAAGAUUCCUGAGAAGAGAAGGAAUAAAUUAGAGAGUGAAGAAGAGGAGGAUGAUGAGUUGGAUGAUUCAGAUGAAGAGGGAAAGCAAAAUACAGCAAGGAAAGGAGAGAAAAAUAAAAAAGAUGAAGAGGAUUCAGCUAGCGAGGAAACGAGUGAUAAACUGACAAAAAACUGCAGCAGUGAGUCUGCGGAUGAAAGAGGGAAAAGCAAAAAGAAGAUAAAGAAGAAAAGAAAAGAGACGGAUGCUAUGAAAGAAAUUGAGAGACAAGUGUUUGGGAGUAGCUCUGAGACUGAAGACGAGAAAAAAGAAAGCACUAAAACGUGGAAGAGAAGCAGCUCUGAAAGUGAAGCAACUGCUGAGAGUGAAGAGGAGAAAGAUAAAAGGGAGGAUGCUGCUGAUUUAUCUUCCAAAGUGAUGGAGAACAAUAGUAAGCUUGAAAACCAGGAGGAGGAAGCAGAGGACUCUUACUCCUCUCUUUCCUCACUGGAGGACGAGGAAGAACAAGAGAAGGACAAGAAGGAGGGAAAACAGAAGAGCGUAACUAAACUUGAUGAGUGUGAUGAGGGGGAGAGUGCAACCAGAGGAAAGGAUGAAGAAAAUAAGGCCGUGUCCAGGCUGAAGCGUUACAUCGCCCUCUGUGGUGUCAGACGGAAUUACAAGAAGCUGUUGGACGGCUGCCGAUCAGUGAAGGCCAAGGUGGCAGUGCUGAAAAAAGAGCUGGAGGAACUGGGUGUGGAAGGUCAGCCGUCGAUCGAGAAAUGUAAGAAAGCUCGGUUGAAGAGAGAAGAAGCACAGGAGCUGGCUGAGCUGGAUGUCAGUAACAUCAUCUCCACUCAGGGACGUCCCAAAAGGAGAGCAGCGUCAGCGGUAUGGCAUCCUCAGAAUGUCUCUCCUCCCAAAUCUGCCUAUAAACGUGUUGUGGACUCAGACUCGGACAGUGGGGACAGCAACACAAACAAGGGGCACAAGAGAGCAGCAUCCUGGGGCAACCUGCAGGGAAUCAUCAGUGAUGAUGGAGAGAGUGACUAAGUGCCUUUUUACUACGAUCUGUUUGUACAGAAUAAAACGUUGUUUGUACAAAAAUUAUAACCUACUCUAUCAAUCAAUGCGAUCGAGAAUGAAUCUGUCCUUUGGCAAGAGUUUUUUAUGUUCGUCCUCUAGUA